ACACCUGUUGUUGUAUCCCGAAAUGAACGUGAACGUGUACUUAUAGAACCAUCCAUAAAUUCGGUACGCGUUAGCAUUUCUGUUAAACAAGCCGACGAGAUUGAAAAAAUUCUUUGCCAUAAGUUCACACGUUUCAUGAUGAGACGAGCUGAAUCCUUCAUAAUAUUACGUAGAAAACCAAUUGAUGGCUAUGAUAUAAGUUUCCUUAUUACCAACUUUCAUACAGAACAAAUGUACAAACAUAAAUUAGUGGACUUCGUUAUAAGUUUCAUGGAAGAGAUUGACAAGGAAAUCAGUGAAAUGAAAUUGGCAGUGAACGCAAGGGCACGUACCUGCGCAGAAGAAUUCCUUAAGCGAUUUUAGACAUAAUCAUUUCUUGCAAAAAUAUAAUUAUAUUAUUAGUAAACCAUAUAAUUAUGAAAUUGUUUUGUAUUUCAAUUUAA
Molecule: messenger RNA, 443 nt
Organism: Teleopsis dalmanni
Lineage: Eukaryota; Metazoa; Arthropoda; Insecta; Diptera; Diopsidae
Product: actin-related protein 2/3 complex subunit 4-like
Exons: 1
Biological process (GO): Arp2/3 complex-mediated actin nucleation; actin filament polymerization
Cellular component (GO): Arp2/3 protein complex; actin cytoskeleton
Molecular function (GO): actin filament binding
Source: RefSeq, a predicted model, not a curated record